UUUAGCAGCUCACGGCUGUUUGUGCUUUUCACUUGUUAAGUUACACAUCAUUUUCACUUUCCCUACUUCCUGAAUCUUGAUCACAGCUUAAUAACCAUCACUGCAAGCUGUCCUUAGGCCUGGCCAGCUAAGCUGGAUUUCACGCAUCUGAUAGAAUAAUUCAACCGCUAUCAACAGAAUCAGCCAGACCACGGAAAUCUCGGCAUUCUCUAGAAUCAUGACGUAGGCGCUUUUUUACUUACUAGGUUACGACCAAUCCCGCAUUUUGCCACUCUUACAUAACACUACGGAUCCUGCCGACGUAAUCACUCGCUAGUACUCAGACGAAGUCGGCUGGAGAUACCUUCCCUCGAACUUCCAAACUCGCUUCAUGUUGCGCAGAAUCGUAUAAAAUUCGCAAGACGGAACAGUCUUGACUUUCUAGCAGCUCGUAAAUCUAUCGCCAACUGUACCAGCCCCUGUGUUGCUCACACAUGUCGGUUAUAGCCUCAGAUGAGCAGAGCCAGCAGUUAGGAGCCCCAGACGGCGAGAGUUUAAGCCGUUGCUCAGCGGAUGAGGAGCCAGUUCUGGGUUCUGAUAGUGGUGAGACUAUUCAUAUUCUGCUCGAGCGCCUCAUGGCGUGGAAGCACGUAUGCGAAUAUCUCCGUUCAUAUAUUGUUGCAACUGCAAAAGCGCAGAAAUCUCAGUCAAGGGAAUAUGAAAUGAUACUGAAGAGCGUUAGCUCUCCGCUCAAGGAAAGCCAUCAUUUUAAACCAAGCACAGAUGGGGUGGCUGGGCUUUUCGAGGACAUAUAUAUCAAUACAAAGGAAAUGGUUAAUGUGUAUGCCGCAGCUGAGCAGAAUCUCAAUGACAGUGUGCAACCUAUGCUGGAGCGCCUGAUUGAAGAAAUCAAAUUCAAAGCUAAACAAUUGAGAUUUGACAGAUCCAGAGGAACAAGUCUAAUCGAGAAAGCAUGGCGCGCAACACAGAAACAUAUUAUUCUCCUUGCUAGGAGCACUCGGUCCUUUGAUGCUGGCACCGUGAACAUGAUUAAGCAGUCCCAUGAUCCCUACCUCCUCCGCCAGGUUGUUGACAGCCAAUUGCAUGAGCAAGCAACGAAAGAACAGGACGAUCGACAAGAAAAUCGAGAGAUUCAGGAAUCUUUUCUGUGGUUCGAAAUGCAUAUUUUACAAACGGUGCAGUGUGUUUUAGCAAAGCUCUUCCAAUUUAUGGGUGGCCAGUUCGAUCACCAACGUGCAAUGUACGGUGACAUUCUGGGUACUGCACAGCUAAUUCAUCCGGAUUUGGAAUGGUUCAGUUUCGUGGAGCGAAAGAACGCGGCACCAUUGGAUCAUGAAGCUAUGCAGAGGUUGUCCGUAUAUACAACGUUUCCGAACAAGGACCAUCGAGCAACGAAACCUAUAAUCGAAGGCGACCUAGUAUGCGAUUCUCACGGUACAACUAAGGAUUGCCAUUGUGUGGUUACACCAGCAGGUUACUUGUAUGGUUUCGGUUAUUAUGAUGACCUUUCCCGACAUACAGUUCCGGAGCUGUCCUUGUUCCUAGCGAACUGUUACAUCAGUCCUGUCGAUAAUGUCAAUUUCAUUGUUCAAGGCGUGGAUUUGUCCAGCAGGAGCCUCGUGAAUCCAUUUCACACCACCACUGAGUUCAGGUUCAGGGCACAAAGUCCCAACGAGGCUGAGAAAUGGCAUUCCGCCAUUGAUGUAGCUAUUCGAUUGCCGACGUCUUCGUUGCGAGCGGCCAAAGCAGAUGCGGCUUAAUUUGAAGAAAUAAAACAACUCUUUCAAGACUGGU
This is a messenger RNA of Aspergillus aculeatus ATCC 16872, 1794 nucleotides long. RefSeq lists its product as uncharacterized. The transcript is spliced from 4 exons. The coding region runs from base 474 to 1760 and encodes 428 amino acids. NCBI's taxonomy places the organism in Eukaryota, Fungi, Ascomycota, Eurotiomycetes, Eurotiales, Aspergillaceae. The record is from RefSeq and is a predicted model, not a curated record.